This is a messenger RNA of Carassius carassius (crucian carp), 2621 nucleotides long. RefSeq names its product kelch domain-containing protein 10-like. The coding region runs from base 209 to 1462 and encodes 417 amino acids. NCBI's taxonomy places the organism in Eukaryota, Metazoa, Chordata, Actinopteri, Cypriniformes, Cyprinidae. Gene Ontology annotation, biological process: positive regulation of stress-activated MAPK cascade. The record is from RefSeq and is a predicted model, not a curated record. Gene Ontology annotation, molecular function: protein binding. The transcript has 10 exons.
CAUCUUGGUUUUCACCAGCGUUUCUACCUUCACGUUCAUUGCAAAGGAGAUCCUAACCGGUCAGGUCCAUCUAUUUCGUUCAAACGUCUCUUCGAGGGAAGGAUGGGCUGAGUUCUGCUCUGCGGUUCGCCUCUGUCUGCUGAAGGAAGCCCCGUCGUCUGCGAAUGCGUGACUGUAGGUGGAUGAUUUCAGCGUGAUUCCCGGAGCGAUGUCUGCCGCAGAAGGAGCUCAUAGCCCGGACAGACUCAAUCAGUUUGAGCAGCUGUCUGGAAGGCCUCCGCUAAGAGCUGCAGGCUCUAAGAAGAGAGUUUCCUGGGUACAAGCUCGAAGACUCCUUGGCCAGCCCUGCCCCACUCUACGGAUCCCUAACAGGUUUUUAAGAGAAGGUCAAAGAGCCCCCCCGGCCCGGAGCGGCCAUCGCUGUGUGGCUGACAACACCAACCUCUAUGUGUUUGGAGGGUAUAACCCCGACUAUGACGAAUCAGGUGGCUCAGAGAAUGAAGACUACCCUCUGUUCAGGGAGCUGUGGAGGUUCCACUUCGCCACAGGAACAUGGCAACAGAUCCGCACAGAGGGUUUCAUGCCUACUGAACUGGCUUCAAUGUCAGCUGUUUUGCACGGAAACAACCUGCUUGUUUUUGGCGGGACCGGAAUCCCGUUUGGGGAAAACAACGGAAAUGAUGUUCACGUCUGCAACGUUAAAUACAAACGUUGGUCCCUCCUCAACUGCAGGGGCAAGAAACCCAAUCGAAUAUAUGGACAGGCGAUGGCCAUAAUCAACGGCUUCCUAUAUGUAUUUGGAGGUACGACAGGCUACAUCUACAGCACAGAUCUUCACAGACUGGAUCUGACAACACGUGAGUGGAUUCAUCUGAAACCCAACAACCCUCCAGAUGACCUGCCGGAGGAGCGAUAUAGGCAUGAGAUAGCCCAUGAUAGACAGAGGAUCUAUAUUCUAGGAGGGGGAACUUCCUGGACUUCCUACCCAUUAGACAAGAUACAUGCAUAUAACCUUGAAACAAAUUCCUGGGAGGAAAUCACAACUAAGCCUCAUGAACGAAUAGGAUUCCCAGCCCCUCGGAGAUGUCAUAGUUCUGUGCAGAUUAAAAAUGAUGUAUUUAUAUGUGGAGGUUACAAUGGUGAAGUAAUACUAGACGACCUGUGGAAAAUCAACCUGCUGACGUUUCAGUGGAAUAAACUACCUGCAGUGAUGCCUGAACCUGCGUACUUCCACUGUGCUGCUGUUACCCCAGCCGGCUGCAUGUACAUCCAUGGUGGUGUGGUGAACAUCCAUGAGAAUAAGCGGACUGGUUCCUUAUUUAAGAUCUGGCUGGUAGUGCCCAGUCUGCUGGAGCUGUGCUGGGAGCGUCUGCUCAAAGCCUUCCCACACCUGGCCCAACUUACCCCGAUACAGCUGCUAAACUUGGGCCUCACCCAGGAACUCAUUGAACGCUUGAAAUAAAGAGGCGAGGGGACUGUGAGUGUGAGAGACAGAUUGUGUACGUACUGUGCGUGUACCUAUUUUUUUUUUUUUUUUUUUUUUUUGCAGCUGAUUAUGGGCAGCACUUGAAGCCAGUGUGUGGAUGAUUUCAACUAAGGAACCCCAUCCUAACAAAGCCCGCCUUAAAACCAAAAACUGUAGAAUGCCUUUUUUGUUUUGCUAUGCACCUUUUAAUGAUUUGAAAAUCAAUACAAAACAUAAAUAUCCAUUAGAGAGAAAGAUCUAUGGGUCAGCGACCUGAAAGUAUCUUUUUUUUUUUCUUUCUUGAGAUUGUAAUAUUGUUAUUUAUUGACCUUCAGUAGUGACCUGGGGGACAUGUCGAGUAGAUUUUAAUGAUGUAUCUUAAUUUGAUUUCCUCUCCUGUCAAAGAAUUAUUUACAUUUUAUGAAUCACCACAUCACAGAGUGAAUAUUAAAUCAGCAGAGAUGUGACCAGAGUUCGAUUAGCUUAGAGUUAGAGUUUCAAGGCAACUGUUUGGAUAUCUGAACAGACUUAUGGAGAACUCUUGAUGUCUGGGAUUGGGAUUUAAGGUUUUACUUAAGUGAAAAAGUGUUGAAAAAUUAAAUGUUUUAACAAAAUGGGAUUUGACAGAGAAUGUUGAUUUUUAGGUUGGAUGCUGUUGCUCAGAUUUGCAGUUAAGGCACAAACACCAGACCAAGUGAUGUUUCGGCAGAGCUGUUCCCAUGUUUCACUCAGUUUUGUAAACCAAUCGUUACAUCACUGUGAAUAAGGUGCUCCUAAAAUUACUUUUAAUGGUUUUACUGAAAUAAAAUGCUUUUCUGUAAAUCAUCCCUCAUAUGUUCAAACGGACACAUUCACAGUGCCUUUACUGAUCAAGACGUGAUGUGCUAAAUUUAACAAAGCCUUGCUAAAAGCACUUUAUUAUUAUUAGUUAUUUCAAAUUCUUUUCUAGAACAAGCUGACCUGAAUUUAUAAUGCAAAAAAUGCACACUUACCAUUUUCAUCAAGCUUUCUAGCACUUGAUGCAUUUACCAAAAAUAAAACUAUUUAAAUGUAAAACUGUUUGGUCAGCACAAUGCUAAUGAUAUUUUGGAUAGAUAACCUUCCUGUCAUUUAGCAAUAAUGUAGCGGAGCAUCUUUUACUUUGCUGAAUUCAAAA